This is a messenger RNA of Colletes gigas, 3273 nucleotides long. RefSeq names its product probable cytochrome P450 6a14. Gene Ontology annotation, molecular function: monooxygenase activity; oxidoreductase activity, acting on paired donors, with incorporation or reduction of molecular oxygen; heme binding. NCBI's taxonomy places the organism in Eukaryota, Metazoa, Arthropoda, Insecta, Hymenoptera, Colletidae. The record is from RefSeq and is a predicted model, not a curated record. The transcript is spliced from 11 exons. Bases 149 to 3151 code for a protein of 1000 amino acids.
GCACUAUGGGAGUUUAUAUUUCAUGGAUCCAGUGCAUAAUUGACAGUGCGUGCUAGAUCAUCGCAGCUGGCAAGUUGCUCGCGCGAAAAUUCCUGUCUCGAAUUAACCGAACUUUUCAGCCAGAACUUGGUAACCGAGUUGUUACAAGAUGGCUGUCGGUUUGGAGGUCCUCUGCGCAGUCGCAGCGGUGGUUUUCGCGGUCUGCUAUUACUUAAAAUCAAAUUUCAAUUACUGGAAAUCCCGUGGCGUGGAGGGACCGAAACCCACGAUUCUGUUCGGGAAUAUUCUGGAUAUUUGCGUGGGAAGGAAAACGAUGCAAGCAUAUACGAUCGAGCUCCAUCAAAAGUUCAAAGACGAGCCGAUGAUCGGUAUAUACGAAGGUCGAAGUCCCACCCUCAUCGUUCACGAUCCAAAUUUGAUCAAGGACGUUCUCAUCAAGGACUUUUCCAAAUUUGGAAAUCGAGCAUUCGUGAAGAACAAAGUGAUGGAGCCAUUGAAUCACAAUCUUUUCACCAUGGAGGUCGACAAAUGGCAACCACUGAGGACUCGAUUAUCUCCGGUUUUUACGUCCGGAAAACUCAAAGGAACCUUCUCCCUGAUUCUCCAAUGCGCGGAUCAGCUAGAAAAAUACAUGACCACGUUGAUAGAGAAAGACGAGCCAAUCGAGGUAAGGGAUGUGGCAGCCAGAUUCACGACGGACGUGAUCGGUACCUGCGCUUUCGGCGUCGAGAUGGACUCGUUGUCGGAUGCAAACAGCAAAUUCCGUCAGAUCGGACGCGCGAUCUUCAACACUAAUUUGGUGGCGAACCUGAUGUUCCGUUUCAAACAAUAUUUCCCGGAGGUGUACGAUCUGUUUGGAUACGUGGCGCCGUACAACAACGUCACUAAAUUUAUCAUGACUCUCACCAGCGAAACGAUGCAGUACAGGGAGAAGAACAACAUCGUCAGACCAGAUUUUAUAAACGUGCUUAUGGAGAUCAAGAAACGGCCGGAAAAAGUUAGCGCUGACGAAUUAACGAACAUCCGGCUGGCUGCUCAAGCGUUUAUCUUCUUCGCUGCUGGUUUCGAGACUUCCUCGACCACGAUAAGUCACACCCUCUACGAGCUAGCCCAGAAUCACGAGAUACAAGACAAGUUACGAAAGGAGAUCAACGAACACUAUGUGAAAAAUAACGGAGAUUGGAAAUACGAGAACAUAAAGUAUAUGGAAUAUUUGGACAAGGUAUUCUACGAAACAUUGAGGAAAUAUCCACCUCUGGCAAUUCUGACUAGAGAAUCAACCGACAAUUACACGUUCCGAGACACGAAGGUGUCGAUAAAAAAAGGUGUGAAAAUAUGGAUACCCGUGCACGCGAUUCAAAGGGACCCAGAUAUCUAUCCGAAUCCGGAGAAAUUCGAUCCUGAAAGGUUCAGCGAGGAAGAGAAAAGCACCAGACACCCGAUGCACUUUCUUCCCUUCGGCGAUGGUCCACGAAAUUGCGUUGGUGCACGUUUUGCGAUCUACCAAACGAAAAUUGGACUGAUAAAGAUCCUUCAGAACUACAAAGUCGACGUUUGCGAGAAAACGGAAAUUCCCUAUGAACUGGACCCGUACAGCUUCAUUCUAACUCCCAAAUCGGGACUGUACUUAAAGAUAUCCAAAAUAAUGGCGACCUAUGUGGAGUUUCUCUGGGGCGCGGUCGCGUUGCUACUUGCACUUUAUUAUUACUCAACGUCCACCUACAAUUUUUGGAAAAGCCGUGGCGUGUCUGGACCGAAACCCUUGCCAUUCUUUGGCAACACUAUAGACUUGCUGUUCGUGAGGAUACCAAUGGCCACGUUCAUGAAACAACUCUACGAGAAAUACGGACACGAACCUCUGGUCGGAGUGUUCGCGGGCAGAUCGCCUGCUCUCGUUAUCAACGAUCCGGAUCUCAUAAAGGACGUCCUGAUCAAAGACUUCUCAAAAUUCUCCGAUCGAGGAUUCAACGUUCACGAACGGACGGAGCCAUUGUCAUCGAAUCUGUUGAACCUCGAGCCAGAAAGAUGGCGGCCAUUAAGGACGAAGCUCUCGCCGAUAUUCACGUCCGGUAAACUGAAGGACAUGCUUCCUCUCAUGAUCGAGUGUUCGGACCAUUUGGAGAAUCAUUUGAACGAACUGUCGACGAAAGAAGAACCGGUGGAAGUUCGCGAGUUGACAGCGAAAUUCACGACCGACGUGAUCGGGACCUGCGCGUUUGGCAUCGACAUGAACGCUCUGGCGAAAGAAGACAGCGAAUUCCGGCGUAUGGGCAGACUGAUAUUCGCGGUGGACACGGAGAACAUCCUACGACUGAAAGUGAGACUGUUCAUGCCACAGUUAUACGAUCUGCUUGGUUAUCUGGUCCCCGACAGGAGACUCGCGCCAUUUUUCACGAAAGUCGUUGUGGACACGAUGAAUUACAGGGACGAGCACAACAUCUCCAGACCGGAUUUCAUCAACUUGCUCAUGGAGCUGAGAAAACAUCCGGACAAGGUCGAAAGUAUCAAAUUAACGGACUCCUUACUGACCGCUCAAGCGUUCGUCUUCUUCGCCGCGGGAUUCGAAACGUCCUCGACGACGAUGAGCAACGCCCUUUACGAACUGGCACAGAAUCACGAGAUACAAGACAAGCUGCGCGCGGAGAUCCGGGAAUACCAUGCUAAAACAGGCGGGAGUUUCAAAUACGAGGACAUAAAAGCAAUGAAAUACUUGGACAAAGUGUUCAAAGAAACGUUACGGAAGUAUCCACCAGCGGCGAUAUUGCAGAGAAAAGCAGUUUCUGACUAUACUUUCGAGGGCACGAAGGUUACUAUACCGAAGAAAACAAUGAUAUGGAUCCCAGCGUUUGCGAUUCAACGGGAUCCUAAUAUUUAUCCGAAUCCUGAUACUUUCGAUCCUGAAAGGUUCAACGAGGACAAUACUCAGGCUCGACACCCUAUGCAGUUUUUACCUUUCGGUGAUGGACCAAGAAAUUGCAUCGGUGCACGUUUCGCAGUCGUUCAGUCGAAAAUUGGACUGAUCACGAUACUUCGCAACCAUAAAGUGGACGUGUGCGACCAGACAGUGAUUCCUUAUGAUUUCGACCCGGGUGCAUUCUUGCUGUCCCCGAUUGGAGGAAUUUUCUUAAAGAUAACAAAAGUAGAAAGCUGAUAUAAAUAUAUGAGAUCGACAACUAUUUUAGAUCUUUAACUGCACAGCUAUUCUCUAAAAACUAUAUGAAAAAAGUUGGUGAUGUUGUAAAUAAGUUUUCUAUAUAUCACAGUUUCUGUAUA